Cladocopium goreaui is the source of this 4760-nucleotide messenger RNA. The record is from the annotation of a GenBank genome assembly. Lineage: Eukaryota; Dinophyceae; Suessiales; Symbiodiniaceae.
GUUGAAAGCUGUUGAAAGCUCCGUUGAAAGCUGUUGAAAGCUCCGUUGAAGUGGAAUGAAGUGGAUGAUUUGUUUGACUUUCAAAGGGUGGACUCCAUGGACUCUAAGAGUUUGUGUUCUCAUGGCCCUGUGGUCCUUUGGAAAGGCAUCUCGGUCACUGGGCAAAGGCAGGACUGAUCAGGAGGAGUUGAGCCAGUUGACCCCGUUACACAAAGAGUUCAACCCCAAAGCAACCAGUGCCCUUUGCGUCCUUUGCAAAACAAAGGAUUCAUGCAGCCAGCGAGGGCUUACCUGCUUGGAAUGUCCAAUUUGCCAAUCUUUCAUGAGCACAAUCACAGAAGAAGCAAAGAGUUCAGGAUGUCCUUCUUCUUGCAACAAACAACUUUGUGCACCGCUGAAAGAAAUCUGUGGAGACCGAUGCCCAAAGCUUUGUGCGAGAGACCUUGGAAAAAAGAAGAAGUCAAAGAAAAAAGUGUGGAAACCUGCCAAAGAUCUGCUGGCAGAGCUGGAAAGCCUUGUUGGACUGGGAGAUGUGAAAGAUCAGAUGAAGGAAAUCAUUGCCCAAGUAGAUUUCAAUCUACAGAGAGCUAAUCUCAAACUUCCUGAUAUUGGUGGUCAGUCUUUGCACAUGGCAUUUUUGGGGAAUCCAGGGACUGGCAAGACCGUGGUUGCGCGCAUUGUUGGUGAACUCCUUGUGGCAAUGGGAGCCAUCCGGAGCAAUGUGACGGAAUCUGAGGACCGCGACCUGGUCUCGGAGGUAAGUCGUCCUGAUUUGGUGGGCGAACACUCUGGAGCAACCGCUUUGAAAGUCACGAAAGCCUUUGAUGACGCAGAUGGUGGAGUGCUCUUUAUUGAUGAGGCCUAUUCCAUCGUUCAAGGGGAUAGAGAUUCCUUUGGAAGAGAGGCAGUGGACACCAUCAUCAAGCUUAUGGAAGAUCGCCGCGACCGUAUCAUUGUCAUCCUCGCAGGAUAUCAAAAAGAAAUGUCUGACUUUGUAGCUGCAAAUCCCGGCUUCAAAUCUCGCAUUGCCUUCAGUUUCAACUUCCCAGACUACACAUGCCCUGAGCUGGUCAAGAUUGCAGACCGCUUGAUGAAGAAGAAGAAUGUGGCACUGACUUCUGAUGGGUCCACUUGUGAAUCGAAAAACCCACCUGACUCUUGUCCCUGGCUGAAGAAUGCCAUCAGAUUGCAGACAGGUUGCUGUGAAACGACGCGCUGUGGCAAGCAGGAGAAUCGAGCCAACGGAAAUGGUCGAACAGUUAGAAACAUUUUGGAGGCUUCCUAUCGCAAGAUGUCGAGUCGCGUAUUGACCUCAUUCACACCACAGCUGCUUCAAGAAUAUGACUCGAGAUUCAAGCCCAAGGUGAUUGGAGAGGGAGACAAGGAGGAACCCAGUCCACCACUCUCUUGCACGGGCUUCGAUCCACUGCGAGACCAAGGCCCAUUCACAUCAAUCAAGGAAACCACAAAAGCAGAUGUGCGCUGCGCUUUUUAUUUGCUGGAAUCAAGCGAUGUUCAGCUCUCCACUACAGCUGCCCUCGAUGAGAAGUUGCGAUCCGUGUGCCAAGCGACAAAAACCCCUGUCACAGUGAACGUCAAUGAGCUCAGCGCAGAUCGCUUCAAAUGGGAUGAUUUGCACCAAAAGCUGUACCAUGAGGAGGAUUGCAAAGGAGUGCAGGCUUCGCUGACAGGUUCAAGCUCUUUCCUUCAGGAUACUGUGGAUGUCGCUGGCUGUGAUGCCUGCACUGGUCAUUACAUAUGUAAAAUGCGCCCAAGUAUUUGUCGCGGUUGUCCCAAAUGUAAUGAAUUCUUGGCACCAGAUGGCAGUGGGGAGGAAGACAGUGAGAAUAAGUGCAAAGUCUGCGCAUGGGUGAAACAGCGCUAUCAAAACAGACCUCGACACGAAAUACCUAUGUCGUACGAAGACAAGGAAGUCUGUAGUGCGUUUGAGAAACGACAUCCUGGAGAUAGUGGGAAGUGGUGCAAAUACAUUGUGGGGAAGGCGCUCCGGGCUUUGCGCUCCCAAGAACCUUGGAAUUGUGCUGCUGUCCUCCAGCUAAACUGCCCAGCGGCGAUUGAAAAUCCCAACGCUUUGCAGGUUGAGAGUGGAAUGGGACUUGCGAUGCUUCGGCCUGGCAGCAAAGUUGACAAUCUCAUGAAGGAGCUCCAAGAUCUUGUUGGUCUUGACAGUGUCAAGGCCGGGAUAAGCGCUUUGCGCGACACCGUGGAAUUUGACAUGUGGCGACGGCGAUUUCUGGGUGAGCAUUGGUCUCUCCUGGGGCAAAACUUUCACAUGCGGUUCUUAGGAAACCCAGGUACAGGAAAGACAGUUGUUGCUCGAAUUGUUGGGAAGAUCUUGGUGGAACUUGGAGUGGUGAAGAAGCCCGAGAACCCCGAUCUCGAGGACGGCUUCGUGUUCCGUGAAGUCAGCAGAGCAGAUCUGGUUGGGAGCUAUGUUGGACACACAGCUCCCAAAGUCCAGAAGGCUGUGAAGAGUGCCUUUGGCGGUGUCCUUUUCAUUGACGAAGCCUAUUCAUUGAUUCAAGGUGAAAGAGACUCCUUUGGCCAAGAAGCAGUUGACACUUUGAUCAAGGAGAUUGAGGACCAUCGUGACAAGGUCAUUGUCAUUCUGGCAGGCUAUCACAAAGAGAUGGACACGUUUUUCAAGUCGAAUCCAGGAUUUCAAUCUCGAGUUCCCUUUCGCUUUGACUUUGCGGACUACAGCUGUGAAGAGUUGUCUGAAAUGAGUGGAAUGUCUUUGAAGAAACAAAACAUUACUCCAACCGUUGAGGCCAAGAGCUGGAUUUCAAAAAUGGUUGGAGAGAAGACAGGUUGCUGCUCUGAGGCACAGUUGGAGGGUGGAACAUGCAGUGGGGCCACACGCGAUAAUGGAAAUGGCCGGGCUGUUCGAAACAUUUUGGAAUCUGCCCUGCGGGCAAUGUCAGUUCGUGCUGUGUUCAGUUCACAAUCUAGCCCCGUAAGCAAGAAAAUGGUGACAGAAUUGGUGGACUCGGACGUGGCCUUCGUCGGUGGCGAACUACUUGGAGAGACAGUGCGAAGCACUUGCAAAUUAGCAGGUCAAGCAGUCCCCAAUUUGGAGCUUCUCACUGGACCUCGCGUUUUGGCUCUAGACUUUGACAAAGCUAUGAGUCGAGCAAAGAGAUCUUGCUCUAAGACCACCAGAAUGAUACUGGAAGCCAAGCCGACCUCCUCUCUGGGAAGUGCCGCGGACAUUGAGAUCAAAGACAAGGAGCUGAAGAAAGUCUUUGCAGAACUAGACGAGCUGAUCGGACUCGCGUCUGUGAAACGUGCCAUGCGGGAGUUCUAUGCAACUGUGGAAUUUGCAAAUUUGAGGAAGAAAGCUGGGCUGCAGCCACUCAAGAGCCAAAGCUUUCACAUGCGUUUCCUGGGGAAUCCAGGGACUGGAAAGACCGUGGUAGCCAGGAUUGUUGGAAAACUGUUGGUUGCCCUGGGCGCCAUUGAGAAACCAGCCGACACAGCCGACACCAACGCCACAGUCUUUCACGAAGUAAGCCGCUCCGAUUUGGUUGCACAAUACGUUGGACAAACUGCUACGAAGGUCCUUGACGCGGUGAAGAAGAGUUUGGGUGGUGUGCUGUUCUUGGAUGAAGCCUAUGCUCUAAUCCAAGGCAGCCGUGAUACCUUUGGGCAAGAGGCUGUGGACACCUUGAUCAAAGAAAUGGAAGAUAAAAGGGCACAUUUCAUUGUGAUCUGUGCAGGAUACGAGAAGGAGAUGGACGAUUUUUUUCAAAGCAAUCCAGGUUUCAAGUCGCGUGUUCCUUUCACUUUUCACUUUGAGGACUACACCUGCCCGGAGCUGUAUGACAUUGGAAAACUUGGCUUGAACAAGAAGGAGCUGACGCUACCCAGUGAUUUGUCCACAUAUCAAGAUGCACUGAGCUUCUCAACCGGCUGCUGUGAGCGUCUAGAAGAAUGCACCCCAGACCGAGCAAAAGGGAAUGGUCGCGCCGUGCGAAAUGCCAUUGAGGCAGCUGUCAGGGCCAUGGCAACACGCGUGCAAGGGAGUGAAGCGUCCGUCAAAACAUACACGGAGCUAAAGGCAGAAGACUUCGCAGUAGUAACAUCGCAGGCAGUACAGCAACAUUUGUCCGUAAAAUGUGGACAGAGCGGUGAUUUGGCCACGAUUCGUGAGUUCAUGUUGAACGAGAGCUUGUCGGAGUCGUAUCAGUUCUACUACGACUUCCGGCAAAAGAUCAAGUCAACGCCCGACAAAACUCAACAGCUAGCGGCCCGACUGACCUCUGUUUUGUCCGAGACCAACGCUGUCAAUAACAUGAGGGGCCUUGAUGAGCGAUCUGCCAAAGUUGGGCAAAAAUGCAAGCAGCAGCUGAAAGAGAUGAAGAAGGACACCAUGAAGAGUUUACUCCCGCUUUGCCGAUCGAGCACUUUGGACAUGCUUGCAGAGAAGGUCCAGACAGGGAAGUCAGAAGGGGAAGUGGAAGCUGCACUGACAUACCUCCAGGCAAUCAUGGGUGGCGUUGAAGUGAUGAGCGAACUCCUCCAGUGCUAUGGCGAGCAUAAAGCAGUCACGCAGGUUCGCAAGCUCUGCAGCUUGAAGCUCGAACAAAUCCGUGCGAUGGACUUUAGAAUGCCUUUUUCGCUGAACGACAAGUGAGUUCCGUUAAUGGACCAGAUUUGACGACCCGUUGUGGCGAUGGAUAGCAGCGUUGGAACAAUGGGAGAGCCUGGUCGCUGACAUAGCGCAGGAGAAAAAAUAU